AUGCAGAGUUACCAGUUGGUAGCUGCUUUCAUAUCCGGUAACCGCAUCCGCACACAAGAACGGCCGGAUUGGAAAUCCGUGAAAAUGCAUGUGUUCCUACCGGACACACGAAGCCCGUACGUCGCCCUACGUGGCCCCACGGGCAGUUCCAGCCGGGGUUUGGCCGAUCAAUCUGCAACCUCGCCGACCAAACCGCUGCUGGACGCAACCCCCAAACGCGGCAGGCAAGUGAUGAGAUCUGGCCAAGACCGGGAAGAGGGGGAAGAGGAGGGAAGAGGGGGCCGCCUGCGCAUCGCUCAUGACGACGACGACGACGACGACACAAUUUGGCCAGUCAACCCGGCAUCAGCCAGAAUAAUGCAAGCCCGCCGAAUGCCGCAACACUCCGGUGCGCUCUGCAGGCCCUGGUCUCUCCCAUCCGUGCAUGAGUAG
Messenger RNA from Paracoccidioides lutzii Pb01, 432 nucleotides. RefSeq lists its product as hypothetical. The record is from RefSeq and is a predicted model, not a curated record. The transcript is spliced from 2 exons. Bases 1 to 432 code for a protein of 143 amino acids.